Molecule: messenger RNA, 4974 nt
Organism: Myotis myotis
Lineage: Eukaryota; Metazoa; Chordata; Mammalia; Chiroptera; Vespertilionidae
Gene: TMX4
Product: thioredoxin related transmembrane protein 4
Exons: 8
Coding region: 134-1180 (348 amino acids)
Source: RefSeq, a predicted model, not a curated record
CCGCCUCCAGCCGGGCCUGUGCGCGCGGCCCGGUGCAGGCCAGGGAGCCGGCGUCCCCUCCGACCGCCCGGGAAGGUCCAGGGCGCGCGAGCAAGGCCGCGGAUCCGUCUCUCCUUUCGCUCCGCGCCCCACGAUGGCGGGCGGGCGCUCCGGCCCGCUGCUCACGGCGCUCCUGGCCGCCUGGGUCGCGGUGGCGGCGGCCGCGGACGAGGCGGAGGAGGCCGGGCCCGAGCACGCUGCGCUGCCGGCCGGGCAGAGCAUGGUGCUUCCCAUGACUGCCUCCAACUGGACACUGGUGAUGGAGGGCGAGUGGAUGCUGAAAUUUUAUGCCCCUUGGUGUCCAUCCUGCCAGCAGACUGAUUCAGAAUGGGAGACAUUUGCAAAGAAUGGAGAACUCCUUCAUAUCAGUGUGGGGAAGGUAGAUGUCAUUCAAGAACCAGGUUUGAGUGGCCGCUUCUUUGUCACCACUCUCCCAGCAUUUUUUCAUGCAAAGGAUGGGAUAUUCCGUCGUUACCGUGGCCCAGGAAUCUACGAAGACCUGCAGAAUUAUAUCUUAGAGAAGAAGUGGCAAUCAGUUGAGCCUCUGACUGGCUGGAAAUACCCGGCUUCUUUAACGAUGUCUGGAAUGGCUGGCCUUUUUAGCAUCUCUGGCAAGAUUUGGCAUCUUCACAACUAUUUCACAGUGACCCUUGGAAUGCCUGCUUGGUGUUCUUAUGCCCUUUUCGUCAUUGCCACCUUGAUUUUUGGCCUUCUCAUGGGUCUGGUCUUGGUGUUAAUAUCAGAAUGUUUCUAUGUGCCAUUUCCAAGGCAUGUAUCUGAACACCCCGAGCAGAGUCGGAAGUCAGAGGAGGCUCAUAGGGCUGAACAGUUGCUGGAUGCAGAGGACGAAAAAGAUGACUCAAACGAAGAAGAAAACAAGGACAGCCUUGUAGACGACGAGGAAGAGAAAGAAGACUUUGGUGAUGAGGACGAACCAGAGGAAGAAGAGGAGGAGGACAACCUGGCUGCUGGUGCGGAUGAGGAGACGAGUGACACCCAGGACCAGGGGCCCCCGAGGGAGCCCCUGGAGGAAAGAGAACCCAAUGAGACUAAGGAAGAUGCCCCUGGGCAGCCCCGUCCAUCUGACAGGGAAGACACAGUGAGGCAGCGCAAAAGUCAGCAUGCUGAUAAGGGACCUUAGGCUCACAGACUAUUUCCAAGAACAUAGAGCAGAGGAGUGUGCCGGCUUCCCUCUGUCUGCAGUCUAAAUCAAAAUCCUCCUUGUUUCCCGAGCAAGCUUCUCUUAAAAAUCCACCUUAGUCAUGUAGUCUCGGCAUUAAGCUUAAUGUAUAUUAAUGAGACUCCUUCAAGCAUGACAAUCAGAAUGCGUGGUGUUCGGAUAUGCUUGGGGAUUCGGGAUCGGCACACAUGCAUACACUUGGGGCGAGAGAGUUUUGACCAGAGGUAGCGAUGCCCAGCCCUCGUGAGGACUGUUCAUUGACAAGGCUGCAGGCCCCAUAAAGUGAAAGCAAAGCAGCCUGUGCAUCCUCAUGUGUAGCAGAAGUCUUGCUUCUCCUGUGUUAAGAAGUUACUUUUGUCAAACUAUAAGAAACAUCAGGCACCAUAGUACUGGGUCACUUUUUUAGAGAGAGAAAUGGAGCGGGCCCUGGAUUAUUGUAGAAAAGAGCUUGGCAGUUGUCUUGACUUUAAAUUUCCAUUGUUAUGUCUUAUUUCUUACCUGUCCCAUUUCCAGCUGUCCUGCCAACAGCCUGCAGGCUCCCCACACUUCACAAUGCUUCCUAGUGAGACAUCAGCUGCGUUUAGUGGAUUUAAGGGUUUAGUUAAUCAAAAACCGCAGCCCAUGAAGGUGGACUGCCAAGCAGCUCAAAUGAAUUAUUGUAACCUUUGGGGAUUCAAAAAGUGGUAGGGAUUUUACAGGAGACAAUUUUGUUGUUUUUUGCCAAAAUGGAGUAAUUUUUUUCCCCCAAAAGUCCCUUCAGCAAUAUUCCUUCCCGACCCAGAAGUCCCCUAAGUCUUGCCAGUACAAGGUAGUCUUGUGAAGAAAACUUGAAUACUGUGUUGUUUUGUUUUCAUCUCAAGGGGUUCCCUGGCCUUGAACCACUGUAAUAAUAACUGAACAUUUCUGGUUCUCCUUCAGUGAUGUGCUUUUGGUGAAAGAAUUAAUGAAAGUGAGUAUCUGGAAAUGAAAGAUUUGGUUUCAUUUCCUUCUUUCUUAAUCUUGUAAAGAAUUUUAUCCCUGUAAAUCUCUCAGUGCUCAAUCUACUAAAAGUACCCAGGAGGCCCAAUUUCUUUUAAAAAAUCCAUCCAUCUACUUCUGCCUUACCUGAUUUAUGUUUUAGAAUAAAUUCAUAAAAUUAGAUUCCAAACCUUAUGAAAGAUGACUAAAGUUGAUUCGACACCCCUUGGGUCCAGACAGAAUAAUAAGUAGUGAAGGCUUAUGAAAUUUAAAAGUUUCUGUCGUUUUAAGAAAGAAAUAUGCAGUGUACUCUUAUCUGGCUGUUUAGAUAACCCUUUUCUUCCAUUAACUUUGAACACGGGAUCAUUGGAGGGAGGGAGCGGUUCUGAAACUUGCUCUCUUUCUGUGCUUGAAUGAGCCUGUUGCAAAUUUACACAAAAGGGGUUUUUAUUCUGCCAGAAUCUAAUUUUUAGAGAUGGUUAUUUUUCAUCUUUUCAAUGCAGUUACCUGACAGCCUCAUCCUGCAGCAUGAGAGUCACCAGAUUUUUUGCCCUGGCUGUUUUGGCUCAGUGGAUAGGGUGUCAGCCCACAGACUGAAGGGUCACAGGUUCAAUUCUGGUCUAUGGCCUGUACCUCAGUUGUAGGCUCCCACAUGGAUGUGUUCUAGUCAGAGCUCUUGCGGGAGGCAACCAAUUGAUGUGUCUCUCACAUGGAUGUGUUUCUCUCUGUCUCUCCCCCUCCCACCCUUUCUAAAAGUCAAUAGAAAAAUAUUCUCGGGUGAGGAUUACCCCCCAAAAUAAGAAAGAGUCACCAGCUUUUGGCAGCUAUGAAGCUGGGGAGAUCCUGACCAGACCAAGGACAUCGGAUCUCAUUGUCCUCCCAGCCCUUCAACCCUUCCCCAAAGACCCUCAAUAAGAUGGUUUGACAACCCCCCCGUACCCCCCAAAAAAGAGUCACCAAUAAUAGUUUUUCUCUUCAGACAGCAACACAACCUCAAGUUAGAGGCCAUCAGAAAACUGAGGGGCUAGGAAAAUCUUGAAUUUGCUCGUUUUCUUUCCUUCCGUAAGGUAGGUCUCUGAUACAUCUUAACCCGGGAAGCUUUUCUGGAUCAUUGCUGAGCUGGGCGUGCCCUCCAGCACUGGAUUUCUUCCUCUUACAAUCAGCUGAAUUGAGUUUGCAAAGAUCAUUAAGCUCAAGUUCAGAGCUACAGACUAAGAAAGGAUUCAGUUUGGCUUUUCUAUAUAAGCUCCCCUCCUUUGUAAUAACAUCAUUUUUUUUUUAAGUGGAAUAUUUGACUAGAGAGGAGGGAAUGAAAUCUGCUUUGACUUUUUAGAAAUGUAAGGCCAAUUUCCAGUUGGAUAUAUAUAUAUAUUUCUCAGCGAUACUUUAAAAAAAUGGAGUGAGCAAAGAAAAGCAUCUUGGAGAAGAAAAUUCAUUAGAAGUUUAAAAGUCUGGCUAUGCAAACCAUUUCCCCCCCCUGUUUUUCCUGUUUUUCAAUAUCCUGGCAAAAGAUGGGGUUUUUACCAAGUGGUCUGAUAAAUACUCAACUAAUUUCAUUUCUUUCCACCUGAGGCCUUUACAUUGUUUUCAGUACUGACUGAAUGUAAAACUAAAGGCAAAAAGUCAACCUAAAAUAAUUUGAAAUUAACAUUUCAAUGGGAUUUUAAGGAUAUUUCUUAUAUUUAUUCCAGGAGUCAAGUGCAUGGAAACAGGAUUUUCAUUUUAAAAGUAAACAUUAGCCAUGGUUUCCUAUAUUGUAGUAUCAGUUAUUUACUUACACAAUGGUAUUUUGUAUAAAUCAAAAUCAGGUGAAUUAAAAGUAACUGAAUAGUUGGAGCAGGUGCCUUUUCAUCAAUGAGGCACCUUCUACCUAGCUUUUUCUUAGUUUCCUUUAUUACAUCUCUUCCUAGGCCUGUUCCACUACCCAACUUGCUUAGUGAUCUUAUAUUGAGGUAGCAAACAAGCGUUGGCCAGGUUGGCUUUUGACACUGGAGAAAGCCACAUUUUUAUUUAUUUAUGGCCCAAAUCUGUUGAUAGCUCUGGUGUUGCUACAUGAUUUGGGCAUAUGUAAGCCUGCAUCCUGUAAUAUCUUUGGAGUAGAUGAUAAAAAUAUCUUUCAGGGGAAGUAUUUACUGUUACUGUGUUACCGAGUCAAGAGUGAAGGAUGGGAAACAUUAAAGAGUCAAUAAAAGGUAGACAAGUCAGGGUACACCUGAGAUUUCAGCACCUUAAAUUGGCUUGAAGUGAGAGAAAGGAGAUUGGUGCUUUUGCUAAUGUAUCAAUGUCUGUCUGUCCCUUAUCUCCGUGUCGAAGUGUUAUUUCUGCCAGUGUUAUAAAUGUGUGGUAGACCCAUCCUGUUAAAUAUGACAACAUUUUGGAAAGUAUUCACAUUCUUUGUGCCAACAGAAAAGUUCCUUGUUUAGUAUCUCUUUACCUCAGCCCUACGUUUUGAUUCUCCUGAGGUUACAGCUUGUCUUGCAACCAACGUGGAGUCAUCAAGUCUGAUGAACCUCCAACAGCUUGUGAACAGCUUUCCUGAACCAGGAGGUUCUGUUGAAAGGCCCAUGACAGCUUCAGACCAGGACUUGGCCUUCAGGUGGCUUAUUCUCAGUAAAGUUUCCUGUGUACUGUGACAUUGUACUUGUAUAUGUGAGACAUACUAGGUACACCUUUGACUUGUUUCCAAUAUAGUGUAAUUGUAUUUGUUACUAAAUAGCUUAUUUGUGCAAAUGCAAUUUUUAUACUGAAAAUACUUCUUAUUUGUAUUGCAAUACAUUAUAAAUUUAUUAUUUAUAUUC